CACCAACCCUCCAGGAAAUAUUUUGAGGUUUCUUCGUCACCCAUGAAGAAAGUAUUUGUUUUCAUCUGAGAAUAAUAUCUCAGUGGUUCUGACUGCAGCCACAGACCUUUACGGCUUGACCUGAAAAUCAAAACAAGAGAGACAAAAUAUUACCAUAAUCAUUUUAGCUUAUAUAUGUAAGUGUCCAAGUGUCUCAAAAUGUAGAAUCAACUUGUUAAUGUUGAAUCAUUGUCACUGAAUUGAAGACUGACCUCUAAGCGACUCUUGAUGCAUGAAUCUGACUGAUAGGUGUUAAUACAAUUUAUGCUUAUAUUAGGAUUUCCAAGCAAGUGAGAAAAUCCAUCACAAUUGUUCAUAACGUUUGACAUCAGAUGGGAGUGAGGACCAUUAUUUGUCUUGGUACAUUAAAAAAACAACAAAGUACUGGAGGAGCUUCCAUGAUGUAAUUUAGAAAUAUUGUUUUAGCAAAUAUGUUAAAGAAAACAUUGGUGGUGUCUAUAAACAAUUAUUAAUAGUAAUUCAUAAAUAUGAUUAUUUUACAAAUAUGAAAGAAAUUUCUUUUCUAAACUGAUGUCAGUAGAUAAAAUACAGAUUAGUUUCAGUCAUCAAAACAAAGAUUCAGAAGCAAACAAAAUUAAAGGCUUUUAGGAUGUUAAAAUAGAUAUUUAUUCAUUUAUUGGUUCUUCUGGAUAUAAGUGGUCUUUACUAACCCUUAAUCAAGGCCUGUAGGUGUCUAUGGAGCAUUGCCCUGCACAGGCCUGUGAAGCUUUCAUCAUCUGACAGUUUCCUCCCCUCACGUCAUUGUGCUUCAUCAACUGGAAACUUCAGACUGCGCCCCCCUCUCCACCUCAUUUUCUUUUGCCUCUUUAUUUUCUCUAGGGAGCAGUUAAUUCCAUUUUCUCUUUUUUUGCGUACUCCAGUUUUAAUACAUUGAAAACUGACCAGGCUAAUAAGUACUAAUUUAUGUCAAAUCUUGCCAGAGCUCUUAAUUCCUCUGCAGCCAUAGCUUCAUCAGGUCACCCUCCAGCUUCUGGGCUCAACGUUCAAUUAAAGUCCCUCGUCCCAUCAGAGCAGAUCACAUCAGCCUUGCUCUGUGGUGGACGCUGAGGUGGUAGAUGUACCAUAAUCCUGACAAAUUAGCAUUAUUGUUUCUGAAAAAUUGGGCUGCUGAUAGAUGACCACAAAUUGUCUUUGCAAAAACUAAUGGCUGAUGCUGUCAGCCCGGAUCUGCCCCUCACAAGCUGCUCACAGAUACCUGAGUCAAAGAUCCAGCCAGCGUUGGUGAGGAGACUCAAGAUUCCACACCUAUUGGCUCAUGAACUGGAUUGUGUUGGCCAGAGCAGGCGUGUGACCGACAACUGGAGCUGUCGCCACCAUGAGUCGCAGUCCUGAGAGGAUCUCGUCCUACCGUCGCCACUUUGAGGACGACAGCAGUUCGUCCUACCAGGUCCGGAUGUCCAGCGUGUCCCCCAGCAGGAGGGAGGCCCGUCAUGCCUCCGCAGACUACUCCUGCAGAGCCGGGGCGGGCAGCAUGCGCGUGGCCUCCGUAGGAAGGAGGACGCUCUCCACUGCCCGCAGGUCUCGUGUGGUUGGGACCGGUGUGGGUGCAGGAGCCAUGGUUUGCAUCGGGCCUGGCGGGAAACCCGCCAUGGAUUUGGACACGGCCGCAGCUGAGAACCAGGUGUUCCGUAGCACUCGAACGAGUGAAAGGCAGGAGAUGAUCGUCCUUAAUGACAGACUGGCCGUAUACAUAGACAAGGUCCGGUCACUGGAGCAGCAGAACAAACUGCUGGAAGCAGAGAUUGAGGCCUACCAGAACCGCUUUGAGAAGCCGUCGGGUCUGCGCCUGCUGUACGAGGAACAGCUGAGGGAGCUGAAGAAGGUCGCUGAUCAGAUGAGAGCUCAGCGGGAUGUUUCUGUGGCGGCUAAGGAGUCCACAGCUGCUCAACUAGAGGCUAUCAAAAUCAAAUAUGAGGAGUCACUGGAGCUGAAGAAGAAAGCAGAGUUAGAAAUUGAAGCCUUCCGUCCAGAUGUUGACAAAGCCACCUCCUCACGCAUUGCUCUGGAGAAGAGGCUGGAGCAGCUGGAACUUGAAAUUGAAUUCCUGAAACGUGUCCAUCAACAGGAAAUUGAAGAACUUAUGAAACGGAUCUAUGCGGCCCAUGUCUCCGCUCAGAGUGCAUUCACCCUGCCCGAUCUGGCAGCCGCACUGAAGCAAAUCCAAACCCAGUAUGACGACAUUGCAGCCAAGAAUCUCCAGGAGAUGGAUUCAUGGUACAAAAACAAGUUUGAAGAUCUAACUCAAAAAUCGUCAAAGCAUGUGGAUAAAGUCCGAAGCUUUAGGGAAGAAAUAACAGGAGCCAAAAAGGAUAUACAAAGCAAAGAACGCGACUUGAAUUCCCUGAGAACCAGGAAUGAGGCGCUGGAGGCCCAGAUUCGUGAGGCACAAGAAAAGUACCGGAGGGAACUGGAGGAGCUGCAGGCUCGGAUUGAGUCCCUGCAGCUGGAGCUGAGGUCUACCAAAGAGAAAAUUGCACUACACCUGAGCGAGUACCAGGAACUCCUGAAUGUCAAGAUGGCUCUGGAGAUUGAGAUCACAACUUACAGGAAACUUAUCGAGGGAGAAGACCUGCGGCUGUCUGGCAUGAUACAAACCGUGUCCCUUACCAGCUGCAGCGUGAGCGCCAUCGGUGUGGGCAUCAGCAGCUCGAUUGUCGGGAUGAUGGGAAGUGCUGGCGCCGGUGUUGGAGGCGUGGGGAGUGGGUUAGGACUGGGUGCAGGAGGUGUGGGGAGUGGGUUAGGACUGGAUGCAGGAGGCGUGGGGAGUGGGUUAGGACUGGGUGCAGGAGGCGUGGGCAGUGGGUUAGGACUGGAUGCAGGAGGCGUGGGGAGUGGGUUAGGACUGGGUGCAGGAGGCGUGGGGAGUGGGUUAGGACUGGGUGCAGGAGGCGUGGGCAGUGGGUUAGGACUGGAUGCAGGAGGCGUGGGGAGUGGGUUAGGACUGGGUGCAGGAGGCGUGGGGAGUGGGUUAGGACUGGGUGCAGGAGGCGUGGGCAGUGGGUUAGGACUGGAUGCAGGAGGCGUGGGGAGUGGGUUAGGACUGGGUGCAGGAGGCGUGGGGAGUGGGUUAGGACUGGGUGCAGGAGGCGUGGGUGCAGGUUCAGGCAGUGCUUCUGGAGGAGUGGGUGGUAGAAUGGGUGCCGGAGUCACAGGUGACCGAACGGCCCCUGCUGAAAGGGCAGAUGUUGUUGGUGGACAUGUAGUGAGUGGUGGAGGAGUAGAUGGAGGCCUGGGACUUGGUGCUGGGGGUGUGGGUAAUGGAGGCAGUGUAGGGGUGAGCGGUGGAGGAAUAGAUGGAGGUCUGGGACUUGGUGCAGGGGGUGUGGGUGUGGGUGCAGGAAGCAGUGUAGGAGUGAGCAGCAUAAGCUCCAGUAGUGGUAGACUGGGCAGUGGAACCACCGAUGCUGGUACUGGGGUCAGAGGGCUCGGUACUACUGCUGGAGGUGUUUUCACGGAUGCUUCUGGAGAUGUAGCUUCUGGGAUCGGAGGCGAUGUUGCAGGUACUGGCUCCAGACCUUCAGAUGGCACAGGAACCACUGGCAUAGGGUUCAUUGGAGGAGACACCGGUAUAAGAAGGGGAGCGGGUGACAGAGGAAAAGACUGUGGGCCAGGGACUGCUGGGAUCAUGGGGAGCAGUGGAGGAACGGAGGGUGUAGGUGGAGAUGAUGCAGGCGUUGCGCUAUCAAGCGUUGGUGGAAAGGGGAAAGUUGUUGGAGGAGGACUGGGACGCAACAGUGGCAACUUUGAGACCUAUGAGCAGGCCGUGGAGCUGACGGAGAGAAGGACAGUGGUCAUUAGAACUGUUAAAAAUGAGGACGACGUCCUGGAAAUGGACCACCAAGAAAAAACCUACACCAUCACCGGUGCGGCCGAUGACUCUGAUGAUGACUGAGUAUGAAUUCCCAAGUGACCCCUUCUCGCCCUUCAAUCUCCACGCCCCCUCUAAGCUUUGCACUGACCAAACCCCAUGUCUGGGCUCUGACCUUUGCCCUCUGGCCUGGAUGAGCAGACCCCCAGUGACCCCCUGCUACACAGUGAAGCCCUCACAUCACAGUGUUUAAAUAUGCCUAAGAACCCUCAACAUGGACUCUGAACCUUUGUGUGCCUUUCACUCCCCCUUUUUCCUCUCGCUGCAAAUAAAGCCACCAGCAUUCGA
Messenger RNA from Betta splendens (Siamese fighting fish), 4216 nucleotides. RefSeq lists its product as uncharacterized. NCBI's taxonomy places the organism in Eukaryota, Metazoa, Chordata, Actinopteri, Anabantiformes, Osphronemidae. The record is from RefSeq and is a predicted model, not a curated record. The coding region runs from base 1376 to 3952 and encodes 858 amino acids. The transcript has 12 exons. Gene Ontology annotation, cellular component: Z disc; sarcolemma; cell-cell junction. Gene Ontology annotation, biological process: skeletal muscle organ development.